Molecule: messenger RNA, 2451 nt
Organism: Suillus subalutaceus
Lineage: Eukaryota; Fungi; Basidiomycota; Agaricomycetes; Boletales; Suillaceae
Product: DNA repair protein, SNF2 family
Exons: 10
Coding region: 1-2451 (816 amino acids)
Biological process (GO): reciprocal meiotic recombination; double-strand break repair via synthesis-dependent strand annealing
Cellular component (GO): nucleus
Molecular function (GO): DNA translocase activity; ATP binding; ATP-dependent chromatin remodeler activity
Source: RefSeq, a predicted model, not a curated record
AUGCUACGGCGCACCCCAACGACUUCUGAUGGGAAACCUGUAGAUAGGUUACAAGAGAGCACGCGCGUAAACAAGCCAUUCAAACCCCCAUCGCUUGUCAACGCUUCCGAGCGCGUCCAGCCUCAGCGCAAGCGCAAGCGGGUUUCGUACAAAGAUGCAGCGGUUGACGAGAACGACAGUGACGACGACGAUGCAAGAAAGAAGAAAAAGAAGAAGGGAGACAAAGACGGGACUUACAACGAGGAAGAGUUGAAAGCUGCUAUCAAGACCUUUCCAGUGUACAAGCCUAAGCCAUUCGAUAUGCUGCGCAGGUUCUCAAUGCCAACUAUGACGAACAAGAGCGGAGAAAAGGUGCACAUUCUGCCUACCAAUGCAUCUCUGGGGAUUCGUCCACCGACCAAGAUCUUCCCUCGCCCGUUACAUGAUCCAAUGGAGGACCAUGCCAUUGUCCUCUACGACCCUACGAUCGAUGACCGCGAAACAGACGAAGAGAAGAAGGAAAGAGAGAAGGAGGAAGCUAAAGAGAAGGCAGCCAAGGAAGCACAAAAGAAGACUGCAGGGAUGUAUAAUCCGCAUAAGAAUCUACGGACGCUCCUGGGCGAAGGCAAGGACAAGAAAGAGAAAACACAGAAAGUCCCUGUAGUAAUUGACCCUAGACUCGCAAAGGUUCUACGUCCACAUCAGGUUGAGGGCGUGAAGUUCUUGUACAAAUGUACUACCGGUAUGAUGGUGGACAACCAGUACGGCUGCAUUAUGGCCGAUGAAAUGGGUCUUGGCAAGACCCUACAAUGCAUCGCAUUGUUAUGGACCUUGAUUAAGCAAUCCCCUCACGCGGGAAAGCCCACCAUAGAGAAGUGUAUUAUAGCAUGUCCUUCUAGUUUGGUGAAAAAUUGGGCGAACGAACUUGUCAAGUGGCUAGGCAAAGAUGCCAUUUCAGAGCUUGCAGUGGAUGGCAAAGGUGGCAGAGGCGAACUCCAUGGGAAGGUUGUUCGGUGGGUAGAAGCAACGGGUCGGAAUGUUACACAACCAGUGAUGAUCGUUUCCUAUGAAACCCUUCGUACUCUAACCGCGCAUUUGGCCAACUGUAGCAUUGGCCUCCUGCUCUGUGAUGAAGGCCACAGGUUGAAGAACUCUGGCAACCAGACAUUCCAAGCCCUGAAUUCGCUCAAUGUCAAGAGACGAGUCAUUCUUACAGGAACACCCGUUCAGAAUGAUCUCUCGGAAUAUUUCUCCCUCUUGAACUUCGCAAACCCUAACUUCCUUGGCUCUCGAGAUGACUUUCGUAAAAACUUCGAGAACGCUAUUAUUCGUGGCCGCGACGCGAGCGCCAGUGCAGAAGUACAAGCUCAAUGCGAGAAGAAACUCAAGGAACUUGGUGGUCUUGUCACUAAAUUCAUCAUUCGGCGAACAAAUGACCUAUUGUCAAAGUACCUACCGGUCAAGUACGAGCACGUCGUGUUCUGUGGACUUUCUGACUUUCAGCUUGCCUUGUACCGCCUUUUCAUCUCCUCACCCGAGAUCAAGGCGUUACUUCGAGGCACGGAUUCCCAGCCACUCAAGGCAAUCAAUAUCCUCAAGAAGCUUUGCAACCAUCCUGAACUGCUCAACCUUCCCUCCGACCUCCAUGGUUCCGAAAAGCUUCUACCUGAAGGCUAUGGUGGCGCGGGCGCCACAGCGCGCGACAAAGGCAAGAACCAGACGGUGCGGUGUGAUUGGGGAGGAAAAUUUUUGGUCCUCGAGCGGUUCUUGCAUCGCCUCAAGACAACUACCAAUGACAAAAUUGUGCUCAUUAGCAAUUAUACGCAGACGCUUGACUUAUUUGAGAAGCUGUGUCGAAGCAAGAAGUAUGGCUUCUUUCGCCUUGAUGGGACCAUGACGGUCACCAAGCGCCAGAAGCUCGUGGAUCAGUUCAAUGAUCCAAAUGGGAAGGAAUUUGUUUUCCUGCUAAGUAGUAAAGCCGGGGGAUGUGGUAUCAAUCUUAUAGGCGCCAACAGACUGAUCCUUUUUGACCCUGACUGGAACCCUGCUGCUGAUCAGCAGGCUCUUGCACGUGUAUGGCGCGACGGCCAAAAAAAAGAGUGCUUUGUCUAUCGCUUUAUCUCGACGGGAACGAUUGAGGAAAAGAUAUUCCAACGUCAAGCAUCAAAACAAGCUUUAUCUUCUGCCGUCGUCGAUGAGAAGGAAGAUGCUGAACGGCAUUUUUCGGUCGAGUCCCUUAGGCAGCUAUUCCUAUUUAAUGAGACCACGAUUUGCGAUACUCACGAUACCUUCAAAUGCAAACGCUGCAAGGACGGCAAACAAGCUAUCAAGUCACCUGCAUUGUUGUACGGAGAUGCAAGCACGUGGAAUCACUAUACCAAUGAGGAGCUAAAGAAUAAUCACGACGACCUACUCCGAGCUGAAGUAGGCUUAUCUGAGAUCUCCUUCGUUUUCCAAUAUAUCAGUCACUAG